AUGGCAGGACGAGGCGUGUCAACGUUUAACCAGACAAUUAAUCUGGAUGACCAUGACAACUCCGAGUUAACUCGAGCGGUUCUCCCACGCACAGAAGAGAAGUACGAUCGGGCUCUUCGCAGAUUUGACAAAUUCCUUGCUCUGCAUCCAACAGCGGUAUCUCCGCCUGAUAUUCGAUCCUACAAAGGGUUUCUGGAAUUCGUGGCUAAAAACAUGAAGGGACGACUUGGGAGCAAGGAAAUGCCGACAGUAGAAACUGUUGACAGGUUUUGUAAAGAUUUCGAGGCUGGGCUACUUCUACGGCGAGAUUAA
Messenger RNA from Aspergillus tanneri, 312 nucleotides. RefSeq lists its product as uncharacterized. The coding region runs from base 1 to 312 and encodes 103 amino acids. The transcript has 2 exons. NCBI's taxonomy places the organism in Eukaryota, Fungi, Ascomycota, Eurotiomycetes, Eurotiales, Aspergillaceae. The record is from RefSeq and is a predicted model, not a curated record.